Molecule: messenger RNA, 3891 nt
Organism: Megalobrama amblycephala (Wuchang bream)
Lineage: Eukaryota; Metazoa; Chordata; Actinopteri; Cypriniformes; Xenocyprididae
Gene: gjc1
Product: gap junction protein gamma 1
Exons: 3
Coding region: 1300-2733 (477 amino acids)
Biological process (GO): cell communication
Cellular component (GO): connexin complex
Source: RefSeq, a predicted model, not a curated record
CAUGCAUGAGAGCGGGCGCGCGCAUCGUGCUUGCGCGCAAGUCAAUCAUCCUUCGACUUUUGUGAACGUCAGAAAUGCCUCUCUUCAGUGUGCAACCAUCCGUCAGGCUUCCCCUUCAGUUUUAAUACGCCGUAGCAUCUCUCAGACAAGGUCGUGCACUUUUGCCUUUCCCUGUGAUAAACAACCAAAAAAGUGGCGUGGGUCAGCCGUGCAAGCAGUCAUUGUGUCCCAGCCUCCCCACGAGGACGGAGAGGAGAUGCGGACACCGCUUGAAAUCGUGCUCAUUCGUUUUUGACAGAUAGUAGGAUGGAUAGUUCGCACGUGUUCACUGUAGUGAGUGACUUAAGGCGCGCGAUUGAAAAUGACACUGCCAGAAUAUUUGGCCAGGUAAAUACGGGCACGAGACUAGCUCGCGCGAAAAUGAACUCAGCGGCCAGCGAGUAUCAUCAGUGAUUUCUUCAAAAUGACUGAAUUUAUCCAAAUGAAUUUAUGAACAGGACGACAGAUUGCAGACGAGCAUUAACAACACUCAAAACACGUCGUAAAAUAGCGCUUGUUGCCGAGCAGUAUGUUAAAAUCGGACCAUUUCAGUCGCGCUCUGAGGUCUCGUGAAGGGUUCAACGGUGACAAGACAGAGACGGAGGCGAGAUCGACAACGGAGGACUUGGGCUGCGAUUAAAACACUGGGACCUUCCGUCAUUUGACCGGGCAUCCUUCUCCAUAAAAUAAUCAUCACAGACUCGCAGAGCGUGCCUCUACCAGCACAGUGAGACGCAGAUUAAAGGUGAAGGGCUAGUACACAUCAGCGCUUACCCACUGCUGAGGUCCUCUUCUGGGCAGGAGGAACAGGAAAGCCCUGGACCCUCUGGUCCUGUUGGACCCUGUCAGGUCCUGUUUUCAAAGUGACCCUUGAAAAGAAAUAAAUUAACCUCCCCUCCCCUUUCUCAAACAUACAUACUAUAUACCUGGAUUUAUACUAAAAUAUUAUAUGAGAUAUUAUAAUAUUACAUGUCUCCCUUGUGUUAGACUGCUCAGAUGUGACCUUAAAUGGUCAUAACAAUCAAUACCUCAUAUGCUUUAUUGGAUGGAGAAAUCCAAACAUUCAUUUACAAAAAAAAAAAGAAAAAAAAAAAAAAAGCCAAACAAGAACAUGCAGAGACAAACCAGAGAGGUCACACACUCACCCGCUCACCACAGCUGUUCUCCCUCAGGGAAGAUUUGUGUGGUUCAGGCUCACUGCUCAAGAGUCUGUGAGCUGUGCAGUGUGGGACGCUGUCUGCCCCGUUGUCAUCAGACGUCAUGAGCUGGAGCUUCCUGACGCGUCUGCUGGAGGAGAUCCAGCACCACUCCACGUCGGUGGGGAAACUCUGGCUCACUACGCUAGUUGUCUUCCGCAUCGUGCUGACUGCGGUGGGCGGCGAGUCCAUAUACUACGAUGAGCAAAGCAAGUUUGUCUGCAACUCAGGCCAGCCGGGAUGUGAGAACGUCUGCUACGAUGCCUUCGCACCACUCUCGCACGUGCGAUUCUGGGUUUUCCAGAUCAUCCUGUCCGCCAUGCCCUCUCUGCUCUACAUGGGCUACGCUGCCAAUAAGAUCUCCCACAGCGAGGACUUGCGGGGCGGCACAGGGGCCGGUGCUCCAGCGGCAGGUGACUCGGCAGGGGGCGGAUACACCCAGCGCAGACCGAGAAAGAUGUACUUUGGGGCACGGCAGCAUCGACCAGGACACGAGGAUGGGGAAGAAGAACGUGAGGAUGACCCCAUGAUUUACGAAGUGCCUGAGAUAGACAACACUCGUCGGGAGUUGGUGCCCCCACGACCCAAACCCAAAGUGCGUCACGACGGGCGUCGUCGUAUCCGAGAUGAUGGCCUGAUGCGAGUGUAUGUGUUACAGCUUCUAACGCGCUCCGCACUGGAGGCUGGCUUUCUGGCGGGACAGUACCUGUUGUACGGUUUUCGUGUGGAACCAAUCUUUGUGUGCUCAGAUAAGCCCUGCCCGCACAAUGUGGACUGCUUCAUCUCACGCCCUACCGAAAAGACCAUCUUUCUCCGAAUCAUGUACGGCGUCAGCUGCCUUUGCCUGCUGUUAAACCUGUGGGAAAUGAUUCAUCUCGGAGUGGGAACCAUCAGCGAUGUACUGCGUAAGCGAAACGCUGCAUCCACUGAUGAUGAGUACCAGCUUGGCCUGCUUGCGGCGGGGGGCGUGUCUGUCGGAGUAGGCGGCCCCUCACUCAGCGAGGGGGAACCAGGAGGUGGAGUUGGGGGUGGUGCUCGAGAAGCGGACUAUGUUGGUUAUCCCUUUUCCUGGAACACCCCUUCUGCACCACCAGGGUAUAACAUCGUGGUGAAGCCCGAGACAAUGCCGUACACAGACCUGAGCAACGCCAAGAUGGCGUGCAAGCAGAACCGUGCCAACAUUGCACAGGAAGAGCAGCAGCAAUACGGCUCCAAUGAGGACAACUUCCCAUCUGCAGGUGAGGCGCGGCCGCCGCCCAUCAACAAAGAUGUGAUACAGUUAGAGGCGGCGAUUCAAGCCUAUACCUUGCAGCACAAUGCUAGCAAUAACCACGAUGAGCUCAACGACACCAAUGACAUCGACGAGAAGCCUCAGAGUAACAUCACCACAGUACCACAGAAGGAGCGAAAACAACGGUCCAAGCAUGGGAAAUCUGGGAGUGCUGGGAGCAGCAGCAGCAGCAAGUCAGGAGAAGGCAAACCAUCUGUCUGGAUCUGACAUUUACACGCAAACAUUUCAAAUUUGUGGGCACACUCUCAUCCAUUUCUACAUGUUUUCUAGACACAAAAUAUUGUGUGUAUCCCACAGAUUACAAAGACUGCGCAUUCGCAAUUGGAAAAUAUGCUGUAUAUAUAUUUUUAAAUGCUUUCAGUGCCUUAAAGAAACUCUGUGAAUAAGAUGGAUUUUUCUUCAUUUUUCUUGAUCUUCCUAAAAUAAUCUUGUGUUGUCAAGAUUAUGUUGAGCUCUAAGAACAUUCCCUCAUAAUCCUGAAAAAAACGUUCCGUUUUCAAAGUUUGGGACUAUUCAGUGAGUUACUCAGUGAGAGAAAGUCUUCCUUGUUGGAUCCCUUCGGAAUGGUGAUGACACUACAGUCCGAUUCCAAGCCAGCUGUCUUCCUCUUUCCAGUGUUAAACAAUAGCUUUUACAUAACAAUGCUAUAACAAUGCAAUGAUGCACCAAUGCAGUGGUGGUACACUGUGGUCUUGAAGACCCAACAAAACUGAAUGGUCCUGUGGAAUAAGCUGAUAAGCUGUAAUCUAUAUUUACAAACACAUUCAGUGCCAUUUUUGGUCACACUUAGAGCUAUGGGUGUUAAGAGGCAUCAGUGCGAUGACUUUCAGUUCUAGAAAUUCCCCCAGUUUCGAAAUAUCUGUAGUUUUUCUAGCCACAAAGACUUGGGAUAUUCAGUUGAUGGAUCCGCAUCCUACUCUGUACUUGUACUAUCCCCUAGUGGUGAAGGAAGCAGUUGCAGUCUAGUCUUAUCAGCCAUAUAAAUAUAUACAGGGUUCCCACAGUCCUGGAAAACCUGGAAAUAACAUGGAAUUUUAAAAGUGUGAUUUCCAGGCCUGAAAAAAAAAAAUAUAUAUAUAAAGGAAUAGAAAAUUAGAAGGGAAUUAAUAUAAGUGCUCAGUUUUCUUGGUUGUUUCUUUAGAUAGAAAUGACUCUUUUUGAGUUCAAUAGUCAUUAUAACAUUUUUUUUUUUUUUUAUCUGUGUGCAGUAAUUGAAUAGUGAAUGGAAACAGUUGGUCCUAAAGUGUGGGAUCCCUGUACAUUAAGGUGCAUAUGAACAUUUUUCAUUAAAGGAACACUCACUCUUUUUUUGAAAAUAGGCUCAUUUUCCAACUCCCCUGAGUUAAACAGUUGAAUUUUACCGUU